UGUGGCAAUUUGCUUUAACCGACUCAGUGAGAUUCUCCUGCAUUCACAGAGAGCGUACUACUAUCCAUGCUGCUCCUGGAAGACUUAUGAGAGUGACGGCAUCAGAAGACAUGUACGAACCCGACAUCUAUAGACAACAAAUGUCAGAAUAUUCAUAUCCGUAUGUCAUCGAUGCAGAGAGUCAAGGAGAACACUGGGACUAUCACGCCACUCAUCAUGCUCAUCCUCUGGACUUUGACAACCUCCCAGAGGGCCACUUCACUGAGCUCCAGAGUGUCCAGCAGCUACAUCUACCCAGUAUGGCUCGUUACAGCGAUGUUGACACUCUCUCUCUGGACCCUGGCCUUGGGGGACACAACCAUGCCCUACCCCCACCGGUGCCAUAUUACCCUCGUGCCAUGGGCUACUUGCACCCCUCUCCUCAGACGAUGAGGAGCUCAGAUGACGAGGAGCCAGGAGGCCGCAGCCCUCCACUAGAAGUGUCUGAUGAAGAGUGUCUGAGGGACCACAUUGCCCACGUAACAAGGGGAGAAUUGGGCAACAAGAAGAAGAUCCGUCUCUACCAGUUCCUGCUGGAUCUGCUGAGGAAUGGGGACAUGAAGGACAGUAUCUGGUGGGUGGACAGGGACAAGGGCACCUUCCAGUUCUCCUCGAAACACAAGGAGGCACUGGCACAUCGGUGGGGCGUACAGAAGGGCAAUCGCAAGAAAAUGACCUACCAGAAGAUGGCACGGGCUCUUCGCAACUAUGGCAAGACAGGCGAGGUCAAAAAGGUCAAGAAGAAGCUGACUUAUCAGUUCAGUGGUGAAGUGCUGGGCGGGAGGUCUCACUUGGAGAGGAGGCCAUAUUCCCAUUUGUAGAGGGAGAAACAUAGUGGAAGUCCUGAAGAAGGGUAGAGUGAGAGAGAGAGAGAGAGAGAGAGAGAGAGAUAGUUAACUGUAUAUAGUAUGCAAGAUGGUUAUCAAUGUAAUAACUGUUGAUUGUGCUCAAAUCAACAAUAACUGUUUUUGCUGCUCUUGUAAAAAGCAUUUAUGUGAACGUCAAAGCCAAUGUCUUAAUGGAAUCUGACAAUUAGCAAGUUUUGCUCCUACAACUCAAUGAUUGCACAAUCACAUCUAUAGCACGUAGAAACAGCACCGUUUCAAAUGAUACUGUCAAUCAUUAUCACCAGAAAGCUUACAGGAGUGGUAAUACAGAUGACCACUAGAAGUCCUCAGAGAUCUCCUUUCUUAAAGCUGUCUGUGUUCACUGACUUCUACGCACUGUUGGACUCACUGACCAUUGUGCACAUUUGACAUCGAUUAGACUUGGAUGCAAUGUAAACAAAGAAAAAGACUGUGAUAAAGAACUCUUUAGCAUUAAUGAAAUUGAUUUGACACUCUGAGAUGCACUGACUUUGGAUACGCAAUUCCUCUUGCUUAACCUUUGGUGUAGCAGCACACAAACACAACAUAUUAUACAUUAGCUUUUGCUAAUCAGAAUUGAGAAUUCAGCCAAGCCGUGGUAUAAAGCUUGUAUAUUUGAUUGAUGGUAUUACAUGUGUAUUUCAUACUAACUCAUGUUAGCUCAAGACUUUGGGAAGUAAACCCUUCUGAACAUUGGGAGGUUUAACCUGCAAACUUUUUGGACUGUCCCCUUGACCAUUACUUCCCUGUAACAACCCAUUGACUUGUUCCUGAAAUGGGAGAGGGUGAAGAGGCUUGUCACCCAGCCCUUAUCAUCUGCUUGUGUUCUGAGAUAUAGCACAGACCCUUGCCUCCUCCGAGCUGGGGUGCAAUCUAUUCCUAGCCUAGGAAUACCAACACAGGGAUAUUUCUCCCAUGCUCUCAAUCAUAGACCCCUGUUUGAACUGUAUGAAAGUGUAUAUGACCAGUUAUUUUCCCGUACUCUAUGUGCUCUCUGUAUAAUGCAUGUUGGCAUGUUUGUAUGUUGGCAUGACUCAGUUACAUAUCUGCACGUGAUGAACUCAAAAGCAUUUCUAUUUCUCACACGUCAUGUGGUUUUAGUCGACUCAUCCUCACAUUGUUCCAGCACAUCACAGACUGGCUUUAGCAAAUACUCUGGGAAUCACAGCCAUGUACGCAGAACCCCAGUGGCCGAGCCAGAUAAUAUAUAGACAUGUGGGCAGCCGUGGAAACUUUACUGGGCCCACUGGCAGCAUACAAGGCCACCCCGUCCUCCACCAUCCACCCACCCCCAGCCCAGUUAUGUGGCAGCCGAAGCCUGUAGGUGUAAAUAAUUCUGGGUGCUGACACAGCUCUAUGAUGGGAGCACAGGGCACAGUCUGCAGUGAAAAGUGACGCAAAGUGAGGUAUCCAGGGAGAACACCAUCAAGAGACAGAUAAUAGUUUUAAGUGUAUUUUCCCUACAGCACCAUAAAGCAAUGAAUAAAUACAACUUAAAAGGAGACAUAAAGGACAGGGAUAUAGUUAGAAAAAUUCUAUUUAAUAAUGCAAAAUCGUAGAAACAGGGAGGAUUGAUUGAAGUAAACCCACCUGCAUUUAUUACUGACUGAGCGAUAAUACAAGGUUGAAAAUAAAAACAUACAGUUGAAGUCGAAAGUUUA
Messenger RNA from Salvelinus fontinalis (brook trout), 2566 nucleotides. RefSeq names its product transcription factor PU.1-like. The record is from RefSeq and is a predicted model, not a curated record. Lineage: Eukaryota; Metazoa; Chordata; Actinopteri; Salmoniformes; Salmonidae. Gene Ontology annotation, biological process: regulation of transcription by RNA polymerase II; cell differentiation. Gene Ontology annotation, molecular function: sequence-specific DNA binding; DNA-binding transcription factor activity, RNA polymerase II-specific. The coding region runs from base 87 to 860 and encodes 257 amino acids. Gene Ontology annotation, cellular component: nucleus. The transcript is spliced from 5 exons.